ACUUUUCAAGGUCAUGGUUGAGACAAACUGUGAAACUGUAAACAUACUAUGGUUUAGAAGUUUCCUGAUUAGACUGUUGAUAUCGGAGAAGCUCAAGGUUGUUGAUGAACCGUAAUGAACACAUCAGAAGGCUUAGUUCAGCCCAUCAGAGCUGAUUUCAAAGAUAGUUGGUUGUCUUCUGAAAUGGGAGAGAAAAUUGGUCUGGUAGUUAUUGUUUUUUUGAGAUUAUUUUUCGAGGUACGUGAGUGGAUCAAUGGCACUGGGAAAAAGUUACUGGACUCUCAGACGUCAAAGCCAUAUAAUUUCGAUGAGGCAUCUCAAAUUCGAAAGGCACAUGAACAAUUUGAAUUUAAGUGUAUGAAAGCUCUCGAAGUUUUCGCCGAACUUUGUGACUAUAGAAAGCAAAGCAGCAUCAAUUUAGAACUCAGUGAGUUGGACUUUAUGGUGCAGAGCUUUGUUGAAAAACUAAACAAGAGGACUUUUUUUGUUGUAUCGUGCUACACAUAUUUCAGACUGGUUGAAGAAUUAUGGACAGUACUAGAAGAGUUGCAGAAACGUGCUAAGGAGGUUGAUACAUAUGACGGUUCAUCCAUCAAAAAUGCAAUUGCUGAUUUGGAGCAAGGAGUUGAAAAGUGUGAGAUUCGACUUAAUGGACUAGCACAUGAACUGGAAAGGCUCAGAAUAAUCUUGAAACCCUCUGAUCCUGACUAUCUGGGCCAGUUAGAAGAUGGCUUUCGGGAUGCCUGUCGGGCUGCAACUGAAGCAACACAAUCCCUUAAAAUUCGAAAACUUAUACUGAAGAAACAUUCCAAGUUACUUGAAUGCGAAGAGAAUGUUUACGAAUCAAUUGGUUGGAUAGAAGAACUUUAUGAAAAUAUUGAAGUUAUGUAUCAAGAAAACUGUGUUGGAAAAAAUCAUCUUGAAUCAGAGGAUCUGUUGAAAAAACAUAAUGAUAUUGAUAAUCAAGCAAAGACAACUUAUGCAUAUUGUAUACAACUAUUAGAAACAUAUGGCAAAUUGUGUGAAGCCGACGGUAGACGUUUACCGCGUAAUGUAGGACUCAGUAAGACAAGACUGUUUCGUAUAUGGCCAAAGUUAACUGAUCGACUACUUGAAUCGCAAGCAAGGACAGAGACAGCAAAGAAGGUAUACAUAACAACUGAUAUGCUUUUAACUCGUGUCCAAGAAUAUCUCUUGGAGUUAAGUCGAACUCCACCAAUAUUUGAUCGUAAAUGUGGUUCACCGACAACUCAAGGAACGUCACCUGUUCCAAAUGACCAAAGGCGUGUACAGUUGGAUAAACUAUUGCAGGAAUUCCUAGCUAUCAAAGCAGUCGGUUUGCAACUUAUUGAUAAGCUGCCUAAAGGACUAUUACAUGAAGAUAUUAUGGUCAAUGCACAAAUAACGGACGAAGUAAUUCGUGUAAUACGUCUAAAAUUGUAUACAUUGUGGUUAAAAGUACGCGAAUAUGAAUAUGCUUUGUUAGGUCGAAACUCACUAGAUAAUACAACUGCUAGUGAACUUGCUCCUGAUUGGCGUUCACCAAGGCUGUUAUCUCGUUCAUCAAAUUCAACAAUGCGUCGAGUAGGAUCUCUAUUUGAUGGUGAUUUUAGUCCAGUGACGAUGGCUUCACCGCAGGUCUCCAUGAAUGAAAGAAAAAACAGACCUAGUAAUCCUUUAGGCAAUAAUUUAAUCAACCAUAAUGGUUCAGAAGAAUCAGAUGAUAGAGGACAGUGCGAUUCGAUUGGUCGACAAUAUUCUACUUUUCAUCUGAAACAAAGUAAUGCACGUGCAUCAGAGAAUGAGGGUGUUCGAAUCCGAAAUACCAGUUUGCACUCAACAGAAAAACCUUUGAAGGCGGAAACCUCUCCGUUUAAUCCUUUUGUACCAAGUACUGAGACAGGAAAAACAAAAAAUAACGAAGGAAUAAAACAUCAUGAAAAACUGAAUGGUUCUGACACAUAUUCAAAUCAUGCUCGGGAUGAUCCAUUUAAUUCGUUCAAACGUCGACUAGUGGAUUUGACGAAAAGUAAUCAGACACGUGAUCCUGGUCAUACAGUUACAGAUGCAGAGUUAGCAAUCACUGAACACGACAAGACUAAACUUGAAGCUAAUCAAGCUUUUGACGAAUUCAAGGGCCAGUUAAAUUUAACAUCUAAAGAUUACCAAUCUAAUGCCGAAAUAUCGACUCACACUAUGCUAACAGAGGCGAAAAACCUACUUGACAACUGGACCGCUGAAUGGGUUUUACAACGGGAAAAUCUCAACUAUCGACUUGCAUUUUUAAAUCGUUUAGAAGAUUUACAUACAGAUUUAGGAGAAUGUAUUUCCCGUUUGGAUCAGCUGAUAAAAGCUACUUGUCUAUCCGUGAAUGCAGCCUCAGAAUCAUACACAACGAGUCAACAGAAAUCAAAUUUAUUUAAUAAACUUGGCGCAACAGUUUUAUCGGAAUCUGAAAUUUAUCAAAUGAAUACUAUUAAUGAUGAGGUGAAAGGAAUGCUGCAAACUAUUCCGGCACAAGAAGAAUUUAUUCACUCAUUGAUACUUGAAGUUGAAAGCUGUGAAAAAUUCCGCUUCCCUGAUCAUGUAUCACAAAUUAAGUCUAUCUGGAAGAAAUACACAGAGAACUUGAACAUUUUCAAGUAUUUUAUACAGAAUUUAAUAAAGGCUUAUAAUAUCAUUCCUGAACUGGACAACUUUAGAUCGAACUACUUGAGUUGUGUAUCUGAUCCCAACAAGCAAAGAUCACCUAUGUCUUCUGGUCAGAUUGAUGGACAUAAUUUGGAACAAGCAAUUAUUACUAUAAUCAAACCUGAUUGUUUAUCUCCUCAUGCUGAACAGAUGAGUCGAAUAUCUCCGAUACAACCUCAAGUUUCAUGGUUGAUACAAUAUUUAAGUGUUCAGCUAAGUUUAAUCAAAGAAUCACAAGAAGAAUUAGAUAUGUUAAUGUUAAAUAUGCGCAUGACAAGUUCAUCUCCUGUCGAUCUUUCAGAAUUAGUUAGAAAAUCUGGCAAUAAUCCCACUAGUAAUAAUAUUAACAAUAACAAUAAUAAUAGUGUGAAUCAAAGAUAUCUCAAUCAUAAACGGAAUAUGUAUGAACCAACUAACUCACAAUUUACCUCAGUACUACCCUCAUCUUCAGAUAUUAGUUCAUCUGUGCUUGGUGUUAGUCGGCGAUUAACACCACCAUUAGCAAACUUAUCACAUCUUUCAUUUCCAGGUAGUAUAAAUUCAGAGAAAUAUGUAUCUAGAAAUAGUGACAACAAUAAGAAUAUUUUAAAUGAAAGUAGCUCUGCACCUCCUGUGUUGUAUUCAUCAUGGAGAAUUAUUAAACCCUUGAAUAAUAUCCAAUGUAAACUUGGUGAAAUGAUUCAAUUUCAGUGUUAUUUUAAUGGUCCAUCGUGUGAAAGUGAAUUCAGUAUUUCAUGGUUUUAUAGGCCAUUUCAAUUUAUCAAAGGACAAUUAACAUAUGGAACAAAAGAAUGCAUUAAUUUGACAAAUGGUAGCAAUAAUAAUAUGAUCGAAAGCAUUCACAUAGAUUUUGUUGAAUUGAUGAUAAAAAAUGUUGCAACACAUAAUGCUGGGUUAUAUACAGUACGUAUAAAGAAUGAACAAACUGGUAAAGCAAUGAAAAGUAAUGCUUCCUUAACUAUAACUCCAAGUAUCGCGGAUAGUAAAUCUGAUGUAGAAGCAGAAAUUAUGGAUUCAUCUUCGGGUCGUCUUAAACCUAUUUCAAUUACAGUCAAUUAUGAUGGAUUAUGUUUAAUUCCUUCUGUAAAAUGGCUGUAUAAUGGUUCACCUUUAAAUCAAACUAUUUGGCAUACUGAUACAGACAUGAAUAGAAGUAUACUGUUUGCUUCUAAUGCACAUAUUUCUGAUGAAGGGGUUUAUGAAUGUGAAGUAACGGAUCUUGUAACUUAUACGAAGCUUAGAACAAAAAGAUAUUUACGAAUAAAAUCUUCCAUCCCAGUUAACAAACAAUCUCUUGUAUUAGGUAGUAAUAAUAAGACAGUGGGUAUGGUAUUCGUCGGUGAUUCAAUAGCUAUCCGAUGUCCAAUACCGUCUGCAAUUAAAUCUGGAUCAAAUAUAACAGUUGAUUGGUUACAUAAUCAUCAGGUGAUUUAUUCAUUGAAAACACUUGUCACAAAGCAAAAUGUGAAUAAAGUUAUCUCUAGUAAACUGGCCACCUUCGAAGGAAAUCAAUUUCAACGUAAUGAAACAAUAUGGAGAACAUAUUUAAUGGAUAAUCAUUGUGUUCUAAUUACAGAUCAUGUUCAGAAUACUGAUGAAGGUGUUUACAAAUGUCGAAUAAAAUCCAAUUCAGGUAUCUAUGAAUCCACAGGAUCACUAACUUUGGCCAAAUCUGUAAAAUUCUCAAAAACUCUACCUGAUUUAUUGAAUGUUUCUGAAGGAGAUCAUAUUAAACUGGUAUGUUGCCUUGAAAUUGUACUAGCGGGUGAGAACAAACCCAUCGAUUUUACCAAUGAUAACGGUAAGUUCAUCGAUCGAAACACACCAUCACCGUCAUCAUUGUCAUCGUCAUCUCCGUUACCACUAAGGAUAUCAAACCAGUGGGAUCAGUUAUCAUUACAAGUUAACUGGUAUUUAAAUAACCAUCCGUUGGACAUUGAACGGAUUCAGAAGUUGAAAAUAAAAAGUGAUUUUGACAAUGGUUUAGCCACUUUAUCCAUCGAAAAUAUAUCUUCUGAACAUGAGGGUGAUUAUUGUUGUGAAGUGAAAAGUUCACAAGAUACCAUUCGAACGUGUGGAAGACUCGUAUUGAAGAAAUCUGCACCUUCGUUACCAGUAAUUAGUGUGCCUAGGAUCGUUGGAGGAAUAACAAAGUCUCCAAGCGAGAUCUCAGUUGGUCAGUCUUUCACAUUAACUGCUGAUUAUAUCUCGGACUCUAUUCCUGAAGUCAAAUGGUUCAAAAAUGAUGGAGAGCUCAACAUUAAUAGCUCUCAUUUUAAGAUACAGACUGAAAAGAAUAAAUGUAUUUUAAUCAUUUCCAACGCUUGUACAGACGAUACAGGCUUUUAUACAGUGAAAUUGACCAAUUCAGCUGGUACAAACCAGGAGAAAACAUUCAUUGAGGUCAAGAGUAGAGAGGUUUUGGAGGAAACAGGAUGUAAUAAAGAAAUUAGUUCAACCCCUAGUGGUUAUCUACCUGACAAAUCUGUAGUACCUGAACAAUUAUGCGUCACUCAGUCAUCUGAAAAAAUUUCAAAAUCAAAAACCAUAAUUUAUGGUCCGUUAGAUGUGAGAGUGAAUAAUGGUGAUACUUUGCGACUAUUUUGUAUUUUACGCCAAACACAAGAACCAUACUUUGUUCAUUGGACGCAUAAUGGACAAGUGUUGAAAAAUUCGUCAUUAUCCAACCAGACAUUUGGUGUACAAACCUGGGCAAAUUAUCCUAAAAAUGGAUUUUAUAUGUUAGAGUUAAAAUCUGUUAAUUUACAAGAUAAGGGAUUUUAUGGAGUCAUAGUAUCCAGAGUAUUGAAUAUAUCCGGGAAAAUAGUUAAUGAAACACAAGAAGAGGCUGUUUGUUGGGUCGAAGUUGAUGGCAAUAGAUCUAUAGAGAAGAAGGCAGCUCCAUCAGUCAUGAAUGAUGGCUUUCCUUCAAUGAUUGAAGUUACAGAAGGUCAGAUGAUUCAUCUAGAAUGUAAAGUGGUUGGGAAUCCCUUACCUUCAUAUUUUUGGCUUAAAGAUGGUGAUAUGAUAACGACAUCCAAUGAUUUAAACUUUCAGAUGUCUGAAUCUGAUGGAAAGCACAGAUUGACUCUUUUGGAGGUGACCAAAAAGCAUUCUGGUACAUGGGAUUUAGUAUCUUAUAAUUCACAAGGUUUGCUAGUUAAGUCAUGUCAAUUAUUUGUUACUGGACAACAGUCGAAUGGUCAUUCAAAUGAAGCUAUUAAAACAAAAACCAGUGGAACUAUUAUUAAUUUAAAAGCUUCCACCAAAAAGUUACAAUCAAAUAAUUCAAAGGUUUUCAAUCAAGAAAAUUCUAUUGAUCAGAUAAACAAAUCUCCUGAAGGUCAGGUAAACUCCUUUGAGAAUAAAUCAAACCAAUUUACUUUGGGAAUUGAUUCGAAAUUGGAACCACCUGAGUUCACUUCUAUGUUCACAGAUAAAGUGGCAAACGCAGGUGAAACAGUAUGCUUAAGGUGCUGUGUUAUAGGAAACCCUAAACCUGUGGUUCAAUGGAAAUUUAACGGGAAGAUUAUGAAUUUACCUAGUGAAAGAAUUCGUAUGAUCCAUGUUAAAGAUGAGUAUUCGCUGAUUAUAUAUGAUACAUGUUCUGAUGACAUUGGACGGUAUGAAAUUACAGCUGAAAAUGUCAUUGGUAGAGCAACUUGUUCAGCUCUCCUUUUGAUAAACUCUACACCAAGACCUCGACAUAUCAGUCCAUCCAGUGAACCAGAAUAUACUACAUCUUAUGCAGAAAAAUUCGGUUAUGAUCGAUACAACAUACAUGCAUCACGAGAACGUUGUCAUUCAGGGACACAAACUCCCGAAAAGAAAAGAUCAUCUCUUAUUCGUUCAAUUAGUGCCCCAUUGUCUCCGUUAGAACCUGAUAGACAUGGCCACAACGGUCAAGUAUUUUUAACAUGUCGUAUGUGUUGUGCACCAAUUGUUCGAGGAUACGAGGAUAGUCAAGUGAAACAUCCAAGUCAUAAGUCGGAGGUUUUACAAGCUAACUACACUGGAACAUAUUCACGAGGGAAACCGUGGACAAUAAGACGCCAUAAGUGUUCAAGUGGUGUAUCACGCAGAAUGGUUGGAUCUGGUACACAGACAAGAUUGUCACGACAUCGAAGUGAAGGUUCAUUACUGCAUCAAUGUCCUUAUUGUGAAACUUUAAUGCUCCCGGUCAACCCACCUAAUUUAAGAAAAACAAAACCUUGCAAAAUUGAACGGAUUUUAAGUUUGCCUAACGAAUAUCAGCAAUCAGUGGAACAACAACCACAACUGCAGGAGGAAGCUAUUUAUUAUUACCAGCCAAAUUACAAGCAGAUAGUUGUCUCACAUAAAACAACACGUACAAAGCAUACUAACAUAACAAAGACAACUGACUCACACCUGCCUUCAUCUCCCAUGCCAUGUGAAGUAAAGUCGUCAACAUCUUCUGAUAUACCUCAUAAAUCCACCAGCCGACCUCGUGAAAUACCCAUUCGAAUUCAACGGGCAGAUGGUGGUGACAUUCAGAAUAAAUCAAGGUACGACUCAGUAAAAUCUAGAACUAAGCGUACAGUGAAAAGUAAUCUCCAUUCAGAGGGAACAGUUAGUGUGGUCGAAAGUUCAGACAACGAUUCAACAGCCUUUUGAAAAAACAGUAAGAAAAAGCACUUUUUAUACAUAGACGAAACUAUUAAUUUAAACAAGUAAUAAAAACCAUAAUUCGGUUUUUUAUUUGUUGUACAAUAUUAGUGUGAAUUAUUUUUCUUAAUACUUGCAAUGAAUCUGUACAUUAAUUACUGCUUUCUUACUUCCAAGUAGCAAUAAUUCCACUUCUUAGAAAUAAAACUUUUCUCCAAACGUUUGUGCUUUCAGUUUCACCCCUUUUUUAACCUGAAUACUAUCCACUAUAAAAUAUAAUCUGUAGUGUUGUUUUUUCCUGAAAAGACAAUGCAUAUUUUUUCUAAAUGGUUAUAUUUUUUCAAUAAAAGCAGUUGAAUAAAAACAAACUACUUUUGAGAAAAAAGUAGCAAAAGUAAAUCAACGGAAUUUUGUAAUUUGCUCACCUCAGUUGUUAUACAUAACCUCGUUUAUUCCCGUCGUUGUUCACCAUAUUUGACUGAGAUAAACAUGAGAUGCACGAAGACUAGCCUACUUCUUAUGAUCACAUUUUAAUGGUAUGAUUUUGAUGAGGUCAGAAAAAAAGUUAGACAUAAAAUUUUAUCAAAUUUCGAAAAUUAUUUCUUCUGUACAUAUUGUUUUGUAUUACGCUUUACAGCAUAGUUUUGCUUCAUUAAAUAGUCAAUUAAUAUUGAAUAAUCUUAUAACCAAGCUUUUUUUGGAAGAUUUUUGUCGGGAGAUUAAAAUCAAAUAGCAUGUUGCUGCUUAUGAUU
Molecule: messenger RNA, 8069 nt
Organism: Heterobilharzia americana
Lineage: Eukaryota; Metazoa; Platyhelminthes; Trematoda; Strigeidida; Schistosomatidae
Source: the annotation of a GenBank genome assembly